Glarea lozoyensis ATCC 20868 is the source of this 1248-nucleotide messenger RNA. RefSeq lists its product as uncharacterized. The coding region runs from base 1 to 1248 and encodes 415 amino acids. The record is from RefSeq and is a predicted model, not a curated record. NCBI's taxonomy places the organism in Eukaryota, Fungi, Ascomycota, Leotiomycetes, Helotiales, Helotiaceae. The transcript has a single exon.
AUGGCCCUCGAUGCCCAAAGCAACUGGGAUGUGGAAAUGUCCCAGCCUCUCAAAAUCCCAAUUCGAAGCGUUAACGCAAAUUUGUUAUAUGCUGCUGGUCCUUCAGAUCCGUCUCAUGCUCAUCGGCGCCCUGAACCCUCCCGCGAAAUCCAUCUCCCGCUUGAGAUAAUCACCCAGAUCCUCGAAUAUAUACCGCGAACCUUUGCAAUGCAACGUACUCUAUGGGCCUGCACGCUAGUAUCGCGUCUGUGGUAUGCGUCAAGCAUUGCGCUUCUUUACGAGCACCCAUACUUGAGUGGCGCAAGUUUCAACGCAUUUGUUCGAACGAUAUGCCCCUCCAAGAAUGCUCAUAUCCGGCCAUCGUCUCUCUCAGUUCUCGUCAGACAUCUUGAUAUGUCUUCGCUGGUACAUAAUAGCAGCAGAAGUCUUACGGCACGGUUAUUGGGACGAUUAAAGGGAAACCUCGAGAGUUUCUUAGCUCCACAAGCUAGUUUCGGCAUCAACAGCUUUGCAGCGCUUAGCAAAUGUACGAAGCUCAAGAUGCUGAAUCUGAGUCUGAUUUCUGCUUCGAUCCCGAACAAGUUACUAUUUCAAACAUUAAAAUCGUUGCAAGACCUUGAGGUCCUUUUUUUCCCGAGAAGUUCUGGGGGUGACAAGUCUACCAUCAAAGAAGUCUACGUAUGGCCGCCGAGGAUGAAAGCUCUCCAUCUGGCUGGCGGGAUUGAUGACAAUUUCAUACUCGAUCACUUGUCUGAUGUUCCAGACUGUACGGAGAGGCUGAGCGUACAGCACUGCACCCAAGUCCAUGCCCACGCCUUGCUCACUGCUCUCGAAUCGAUUGGUCCCAGACUCCGAGAGCUAACGAUCAGAUAUCCAAUGUCGCGAUUAGAAUCGGGGCAACUUGACACGUUGCUGAUGAUUUGUCCCAAUCUCCUUGCUCUGAGAACUUUUGCGGAGUAUGUGACCAACGAUCUUCUAUCUUUUGUGUCGAAGCACCCGUUACGAAUACUCGAUGUAGAAGCAACCCCUUCAUAUCUGGCGGAGGGUGCUCUUCGUCCUGAGACUCUCUACAUGGCUGUUGAAGAUGAUCUACUGCCGGAUCUCAGGAGCGUACGUGUAAGUAAGAGGCUUGGGUGGAGGGAAACUCCAGCCUCACGGCAAGAUGUCAUUGAUCUAGAGGAAGCGAUGAACGAUCACGAGUCGGAAAACCCUCUCGGCUUGUGGACGGGCGUCUGGCAGGGUGACUAA